Molecule: messenger RNA, 846 nt
Organism: Aureococcus anophagefferens
Lineage: Eukaryota; Pelagophyceae; Pelagomonadales; Pelagomonadaceae
Exons: 1
Coding region: 1-846 (281 amino acids)
Biological process (GO): G protein-coupled receptor signaling pathway
Cellular component (GO): heterotrimeric G-protein complex; cytoplasm
Molecular function (GO): protein binding; signaling receptor complex adaptor activity
Source: RefSeq, a predicted model, not a curated record
AUGCCGCUGAAGUCGGCCUGGGUCAUGUUCGCCGAGGCGUCCCAGGACGACAAGAACAUGUGCGCGUCCGGCGGCCUCGACAACGUCUGCACGGUGUGGCAGCUGCCGACGGCCGCGGACCCCGCGGGCAAGCUCCUCUUCUCCCUCGAGGGCCACGAGGGCUACGUCUGCAACGGCCGCUUCCUCGGCGACAACAAGCUCCUCACGACGAGCGGCGACAACUCCGCGUCGCUCUGGGACAUGAACGCGCUCCCCGAGGGCAAGGACAUCGACAUGCGCGGCUUCAUCUUCGAGGGCCACGACAAGGACGUGACCAGUUGCGACUUCAAGCCCGGCGCCUUCAAGGAGUUCGUCACGUCGUCCGCCGACGGCUCCAUGAUGACCUGGGCCAUCGGCCAGAAGACGCCGACGUCGACGAUGCGCCUCUACCAGGCGGAUCUGGACGCGGGCAUGAAGCGCGGCCAGACGAAGACGCUCAUCGACGUCAACAAGGUCAAGUACCAGUCCAACGGCUUCGGCAUCGGCGUCGCCACGGAAGCCAUGGGCUCCUUCCUCUACGACGUCCGCACGCUCGGCGCCGCGAACACGUUCGUCGGGUCGUCCGCGGAGUCCAAGUCCAUCCCCAAGUACUCCUGCGCCUUCUCCAAGUCGGGCCGCCUCAUGUUCGUCGGCACCGAGGACAACACCAUCGAGGUCUGGGACACGUUCAAACCCGACGCGGGGUCGACGCUCCAGUCGCUGACGAUGAACCACGACAACCGCAUCACCGAGGUCUGCGUCCCGACGACGGGCUGCGUCUGCGCGUCGGCCUCCUGGGACACGACGGGCUCCAUCAUCCAGCCCUAG